AUGUCAGCAGUUGUUGAAGCUCCUCGCAGCGAUGCUGCCGAGAAUCGAGCUCCUGCCGAUGCUACCGAAAACGAUGCUCCCGACGAAAAUGCUCAAAACGUGGCAGAUCGACAAGUUGUGCUUUUAGCAGAUGAGGGCAUCGAAAAUGAUGACGGGGACUUGAGGAGUCUUGCAUCUUCUAGUCAGAGCUUAAACAGUUCGAUUUUUGACCAUCGCUUCGAGAACGGGAGGACUUAUCACAAGUACAAAGACGGAAAGUACAAGCUUCCAAACGACGAGACUGAGAAUGAUCGCCUGGAUUUGCAGCAUCAUUUGUUCAGACUGACCUUCAAUGGAAGGCUGGCGAAUUGUCCACUGCUAGAACAAGACGUCGAUAUCGGUAGAGUACUAGAUCUCGGCUGCGGUACUGGUAUCUGGUGCCUGGAAAUUGGGGACGAACACCCGGAGGCAGACAUUCUUGGUGUCGAUCUAUCCCCAACCAUGCCCGAGUUUGUCGCCCCGAACGUGAAGUUCGAGAUUGAUGAUGUCGAAGAAUCUUGGACGUAUACCAAGCCUUUUGACUACAUUCACAGUCGAAUGAUGAACUCUAACAUCGGCGACUGGGACGCCUACGUCAAGCAGGCCUAUGACCAUCUCAAUCCUGGUGGCUGGCUGGAAUUGAACGAAUGUGACAUUGCCCCUGUUUCUGAUGACGGGACCUUAAGGGAGGAUUCCAGCAUUUGCGAAUCAGUUAGACUUCUCAAGUCGGCUGCUGAGCAAUUCGGUCGGCCUUUCAAGUACAUGAGUGGCUUGAAGACUACUUUGAGAAAUGCAGGCUUUGUGGACGUGCAGCUGCUCCAGUUCAAGUGGCCAACUAAUCCAUGGCCAGCAGACCCUAGGUACAAGGAGCUUGCCGAAUGGAUGAGUGAAAACUUGGCCACUGGAUGGGAAGGUGUUUGUCUCGCAAUGCUCACAAGGGCACAUGGCUGGACUAGGGAGGAAGUCAUUGUCUUUAUGGCACAAUGUCGCGCGGAAUUUCGAAACAAGCAUAUUCAUGCUUAUUUCUCAAUCUGGUCUGUCUAUGGAAGGAAGCCCACUGAAGCAGAGCUUGCUAGUGCUUGA
Colletotrichum siamense is the source of this 1101-nucleotide messenger RNA. Its product is annotated as Secondary metabolism regulator LAE1. Bases 1 to 1101 code for a protein of 366 amino acids. The transcript is spliced from 8 exons. Lineage: Eukaryota; Fungi; Ascomycota; Sordariomycetes; Glomerellales; Glomerellaceae. Gene Ontology annotation, molecular function: methyltransferase activity. The record is from RefSeq and is a predicted model, not a curated record.